AACAAAACAAAGCAAACCCUAGUAGUGACCAAAUUAUAUAUCUCAUUUGUCGUCUCUUCGUUUAGGGUUUGCAUCUCUGUGUUCCUGUGCCCCCCACUUCAGAGAACCAACAACAAUGGUUGCCGCCAAGAAAACCAAGAAGACCCAUGAGAGCAUUAACAACAGGCUCGCUCUUGUCAUGAAGAGCGGCAAAUACACCCUUGGCUAUAAGACCGUUCUCAAAUCCCUUAGGAGCUCCAAAGGGAAACUCAUCAUCAUUGCUAACAACUGUCCCCCUUUGAGGAAGUCAGAGAUAGAAUAUUAUGCCAUGUUGGCUAAGGUUGGAGUUCAUCAUUAUAAUGGGAACAAUGUGGAUUUGGGCACUGCAUGCGGCAAAUAUUACAGAGUGUGCUGUCUCAGUAUUAUUGAUCCUGGUGAUUCAGAUAUCAUUAAGACACUGCCUGGGGAACAGUAAAGUAGCGUUGGAAGUUCCUUGAUAUAUUUUUAUUUUAGUUGAUUUAGACAUUUGGAAGAAAAUCUGAUUCAGUUGUAAUCUUUGGAGUAAGGUUGCCUGUUUUCUGGGAACUCUAGCUGAGCAUCAAGUAAUUUUGACUUGGAAAAUUCUUCAUGAUGUUUUAUUGUGCUAAUUUCUACAGAGAUAAUAUAUUUAUAUUUUGAUAGCUCCUUCUGUUAA
Molecule: messenger RNA, 673 nt
Organism: Cajanus cajan (pigeon pea)
Lineage: Eukaryota; Viridiplantae; Streptophyta; Magnoliopsida; Fabales; Fabaceae
Product: large ribosomal subunit protein eL30
Cellular component (GO): cytosolic large ribosomal subunit
Molecular function (GO): RNA binding; structural constituent of ribosome
Source: RefSeq, a predicted model, not a curated record